Molecule: messenger RNA, 1398 nt
Organism: Musa acuminata AAA Group (dessert banana)
Lineage: Eukaryota; Viridiplantae; Streptophyta; Magnoliopsida; Zingiberales; Musaceae
Product: protein FATTY ACID EXPORT 1, chloroplastic-like
Exons: 7
Coding region: 19-1155 (378 amino acids)
Biological process (GO): fatty acid transport
Cellular component (GO): chloroplast inner membrane
Molecular function (GO): fatty acid transmembrane transporter activity
Source: RefSeq, a predicted model, not a curated record
CGGAUUCCGCGGACCAAAAUGGCCGAAAUGCCCAUCGUUCGCGUCGUCCACACGGCGCAAGAAAUAGUCGAAGCAAGGGGACGACGGGCUCCCAACUACCCCACCUUCGAGUCGGCUCAAAGCUUCUCGUCUCCAAACACCUCGGCUGCCACCGUUCCCUUGACCCACGAUCGCCGGCUUCCUUCCCCCUUGCCCGGGCAGUUGCAUCGCGGCGCCUCGCUUCCACAAGCCACGCCACGCCCCGCCCCGCCCGGCUGCGGCUUCCCGACUCGUGGACCCCCGCCCGCUACGACCGCUGCCGCCCCAUCGUUGGUGCGCCUCCUACUCUCCCUCCUCGGCAACCAGCGACCAACCGCUCUUCGUGAUCCACGAGAAUGCACAAAUCUCGAUAUUUCCUUUCGUUACUCAUCGAUGGCCGUCUCGCAGCUUUAUGGGUCUGGAUUGGCGGCGAAAUGGAGCAUGCGAUCCUUGGAGGGGCUUCGCCCUUUGCCGUUGUGGCCUAGGGUUGCUUCUUCUGGUUCCCCAGAUCUCAAAAGCAACUACUUCAAAGUCCCUGCCAUUAGGGUUUCCAACAUCAGUGGCAGAAAGCUUACAGUCUCUAUGGGCCUUAAUGGAAGUAGUCCUAGAAGCAGUAUUGUCGCCAAUGCUGCUACUAGAUAUGCGGAGGAUAAGCCAGAUCAAGCUGAUGAACCUCUUAAAACUAAUCCAACUGUGAAAUCCAUCAAUGAGAAAUUGGAUAUGGACGCGCACGUACAAGAGGAGGCUGUAGUCCCAACCAAAAGAAGUGCAAAAAUACAUGAUUUUUGCUUCGGAAUCCCCUUUGGUGGGCUUCUAUUUGCUGGAGGACUGGUUGGGUUUAUUUUCUCUAGAAAUGCCACAGCCAUGAUUUAUGGUGGUGCUAUAUUGGCACUGAGUGUACUUAGCCUAAAGGUUUGGAGGACUGGAAGAUCCAGCUUACCAUUUAUUUUGGGUCAAGCAGCCUUUUCUGCUGCGCUUCUCUGGAAGCUUCUGCAGGCAUACUCAUUGUCAAAGAAAGUCUUUCCUACAGGGUUAUAUAUUUUCUUCAGUGCUGCAAUGAUUUGCUUUUACUCUUAUGUGCUAAUCUCUGGAGGAAACCCACCACCUAAGAAGCUGGCGGCAGCUCCCCCAUCAUAACCAUCUGAAUUCAUACAGAAGACUUUCUCUAAGCAAUAUAGUGUUUACGAUUUCUUCUUUCGAGGUGUGUUUAUGGUGUAGAAACUGAUAAUGGGGUUCUUUUAAUUUUGAUGAAGGCUGUAACAUGAAGUGUGAAGCAUGUCUUCAACAUAGUGCCUCACACGAUGUAGUUGCCUUUGACAGAUAAGAAUGUAUCUCAGGAUAAUUGUCUUAAACUAAACGUGAGAUUGUGUGUUCUUUCCA